CUAUUAGUUCUGAGUCUGUAGACCCAUCUGAUGAUAUUGAGGUACAAUCUUUGAUAUGUCAGAGAGAAUGCAGCAAAACUGUGAACACUGAAGCCUUAAUGACAGUAUUUCACCCUCAGAAUUUGGAGACUCUUAAUUCCAAAAUGUUGAAAGAAAAGAUGAAGGAACAGUCCUGGAACAUCCUGUUUACAGAAUGUGGGCGUGGUGUUAGCAUGUUUCGGACCAAAAAGACUCAAGAUCUGGUUGUAAGAGGGAUUCCAGAGACCUUAAGAGGAGAGCUCUGGAUGCUUUUUUCAGGUGCUGUUAAUGACAUGGCUGCUAAUCCUGGCUAUUAUGCUGAAGUGGUUGAGCAGUCUUUAGGGACCUGCAACUUGGCUACUGAAGAAAUUGAACGUGAUUUGCGUCGCUCCCUGCCUGAGCAUCCAGCCUUUCAGAGUGACACUGGCAUAUCUGCUCUGAGGCGGGUACUCACUGCUUAUGCAUUCAGGAAUCCCAAAAUUGGAUACUGCCAGGCAAUGAACAUUUUGACUUCAGUAUUGCUUCUGUAUGCAAAAGAGGAAGAAGCUUUUUGGCUUCUGGUUGCUGUAUGUGAACGAAUGUUACCUGAUUAUUUUAAUCGUCGAAUCAUUGGUGCCUUGGUGGAUCAGGCAGUCUUUGAAGAACUUAUCAGAGAUCACCUUCCCCAGCUGACUGAACAUAUGACUGAUAUGACAUUCUUUUCCUCAGUUUCUCUCUCAUGGUUCCUCACACUUUUUAUUAGUGUGCUACCUAUUGAAAGUGCAGUGAAUGUGGUGGACUGUUUCUUCUAUGAUGGAAUAAAGGCCAUUUUACAACUGGGAUUGGCAAUACUUGACUAUAAUUUAGACACACUUGUGGCAUGUAAAGAUGAUGCUGAAGCCGUGACAGCUUUAAACAGGUUCUUUGACAAUGUCACUAAUAAGGAUAGCCCGUUGCCUUCAAGUGUGCAGCAGGGUUCAAAUGUAAGUGAUGAAAAAAGCAGUCAUAUUAGAGUGGAUAUUACAGAUUUGAUUAGAGAGUCAAAUGAGAAAUAUGGGAAUAUUCGCUAUGAAGAUAUAUACAGCAUGCGCUGUCGAAAUAGGUUGUAUGUGAUACAGACCCUAGAGGAAACAACAAAGCAGAAUGUGUUGCGUGUUGUAUCACAAGAUGUGAAAUUGAGCCUUCAUGAAUUGGAUGAACUUUAUGUCAUCUUUAAGAGAGAGUUGUUUUUUUCUUACUAUUGGUGUUUGAGUUCUCCAGUAUUGAAGCACCAUGAUCCUAGUCUGCCAUAUUUGGAACAGUAUCAGAUUGACUGCCAGCAGUUCAGAGUGUUGUAUCACUUGUUGAGUCCCUGGGCUCAUUCUGCAAACAGAGACUCACUAGCUUUAUGGACAUUCAGAUUGUUGGAUGAAAACUCCGACUGCCUUAUAAACUUCAAAGAAUUCUCCUCUGCAAUUGACAUAAUGUACAAUGGAAGUUUUACUGAGAAGCUUAAGGUGCUUUUUAAGCUGCACAUUCCUCCAGCUUAUACUGAAGUGAAGUAUAAGGACCCUUCAAAGGGAGAUGAACUUUCCAAGGAAGAAUUACUUUAUUUCAGUCAGCUCCAUGUUUCCAAGCCUGCAAAGGAGAAGGAAGCAGAGUCAGCAAACAGCAGCACUGAAAAAGGAAAAGAAAAAGUUGACAUUCAAGCAUAUCUAAGUCAAUGGCAAGAUGAGCUUUUGAAAAAAGAAGAAAACAUUAAGGAUUUACCAAGAAUGAAUCAGUCACAAUUUAUUCAGUUUUCAAAGACACUAUAUAACUUAUUUCACGGGGACCCUGAAGAAGAGUCAUUAUAUCAAGCCAUUGCUGUUGUAACCAGCCUUUUGCUCAGGAUGGAAGAAGUUGGAAGGAAACUCCAUAACCCUGCGUCAUCAACCAAAGGAUUGUCUGGUGCAGUCUGUGCUUCUGGAGGACCCAGUGAGGGGCAAACAGAGAGCCACUUAGAGAAAGAUCCCUCCUCUCUCAGGGAAGAACCUCAGUGGUCAUUUGCAUUUGAACAGAUUCUCGCCUCUUUGUUGAAUGAACCAGCAUUGGUGAAGUUUUUUGAGAAACCCAUAGAUCUAAAAGCCAAACUAGAAAAUGCAAAAACCUCUCAGUUAAGUUCUAGAACCAGGAAGUAA
Molecule: messenger RNA, 2156 nt
Organism: Lipotes vexillifer (Yangtze River dolphin)
Lineage: Eukaryota; Metazoa; Chordata; Mammalia; Artiodactyla; Lipotidae
Gene: TBC1D8B
Product: TBC1 domain family member 8B
Exons: 14
Coding region: 99-2156 (685 amino acids)
Molecular function (GO): calcium ion binding
Source: RefSeq, a predicted model, not a curated record